This is a messenger RNA of Closterium sp. Naga37s-1, 2217 nucleotides long. The record is from the annotation of a GenBank genome assembly. NCBI's taxonomy places the organism in Eukaryota, Viridiplantae, Streptophyta, Zygnematophyceae, Desmidiales, Closteriaceae.
AUGUCGUUAAAGGCAUGUCUUGAAAGUCAUGCGGUGGGCGAGCUCGUACGCGCUAAAGGCAUCAUGGUGGACGUGCCGCAUAGUGCACCAGUGCGCGAUGCGCUGCAGCUGAUGCGCAUGCACGGCAUCUCCGCGCUGCCCGUGUGGGCUCCGCCCAACGAGUGGGUGGGCGCGGGGGGCUCCUCCAUCAUGGUCACCGACGGCAGCACCAGCGGAAUCAGAAGCGGAAGCGGAAGCGGAAGCGGGGGCGCAGGGUCAGGGACCGGCGGGUCGGAGGUGGUAGAGGCGAGCGAGGAGCGCGGGGGAGCAGGGGAGAAGGGCGCGGGGGCGGGGGCGAGCGGGGGAGCGGGCGCGGGGAGGGCGCGGAGGCAGUACAUCGGGAUGGUGAGCGUGCUGGACGUGCUGAUGCACUUUGCGCAGUCGUCCGCGCGCGACGACCCCACGUGGGCGCUCGACGUGCCCAUCUCCACGCUCAUUGGCCACUGCCUUGAAGGCCUCUCCUGCUGGACCCUCCCCUUCCACCUCUCAGUGCUGGACUCCUUGGAGCCAAUGAGCAAGGGCGUGCACCGGGUGCUGCUGCCGCUGCCAUCCGCAGACCGCCCCCCCUCGGGCCCCAUCGUGCCGCUCUCCGUUGCCACUCACGGAGGCUUUUCCCGCGGCCUCCUCACCACCGGCUGCGCCCCCGCCUACACCAUCCUUAACCAGGUGGAUCUGAUCAAGUUCAUGAUAGCUGAAGCACAGGCAGAGACAGGCGGCCAGCACCACCACUUCAAGUCCAGCAGCAGCAACGGCACCAGCACCGCCACUGCUGCACCCUCCUCCUCCUCUUCCGCUCCUCCUGCUGCCACGGGCAGUGGCAAGUCUAUAGCAGAGCUGCUGCAGCUGUCAGUGAAGGAGGCGGGGGCGGUGCAUGGGACGGUGUUUGCCGUGCCAGCGAGCAUGAAGGUGCUGGACGCCAUUCGCUGCAUGCAACAGGCGGCUGUGGCUGCUGUCGCCGUGCUGGAGCCCACGCCCGAUGACAAGCUCGACGACCCCAUGCUUACUUUCGGCCAAGGGCGUUGCCUGGUGGGCACACUGUCUGCCAGCGACCUGCGUGCCUGCAGUGAGGAGGCAGCGCUCACAGCCCUCCCCCGCUUGACCGUUGGCAACUUCCUAGCCACUCUCUCUGUCGCUCAAGACGUUGGAAUCUCCGCCGCUUUCAGCCCUUACGCCCCUCCUCCCGCCCUCGCCACUCUUGCGUCAAACUCCCCGGCGUCGUCUCCCGCUCGCAUGUGUGAGGCGCGAUCCAUGGUUCCGAUUACUUGCCGAGAGCAUUCCCGGCUAGGCGUGGUGAUGUCUCAGGCGAUUGCUGGGCGUGUGCAUCGGGUGUGGGUGGUUGCGGAUGACUCAUCGGGGAUUCUUGUAGGCGUGAAACACCACGCCGGUCCAGAGCACGACAUUCUGCAAAUCCGCCGCUCGUCGUACCACGACGUCGUGCGAGUCGGCGAGCUCUCGCGACUUCUAGACCUGCACCACAUUCAGGUGUACGUGAUAAACAGCGCGAAAGUGGUGUUUAUCAAUCCGCGCCCGCAGUCUCGCGUGGUGAAGGGCGCGCCGUUCUUCUGCCGGACGUGCCACCGCACAUUGCUCGACGCCAGCCGAUACUGCUCCAUCGGAUGCAAGCUCUCCGCAUUGCGCCACGACCCCGCGCUCACAUUGCGCCCGCGGGGGGGAGGUUCCGCGGAGCACGCAGCGCGGCCGGCUGCGGGACAUGCGCAUUUCGGGGUCAACGCGAGCGUUGACCGGCCGGCGCGGUCUGGGGACGGGUUAUCGGACGACGACUCAGGCACGUGGUCGGCGGGGCACCAGCGGAAGGAAGGGGGAAACGAUUGGCGGAACGAGUGGCGCAAGCGCACAUUGCCCCCUCUGUUGGUGGAAGAUAACGACGCGGCGAGCUCGGGGGAGAGCGACGAGGGGCGCGCGGAGGAGGACGGGGACGAGGGGGUGUCCGCGGACUGGCGGAGGGGCGGCGGAGAGAGGGAGAGGGAGAGGAAGCGCGCGCGCUACGGCAAAGUGAAUGGCGCGGAGUCCCUGCGGUAUCCGGAGCUGGUUGGCGCGUCGUCCCCGGUGUUCUCCCCUGUGACUCCGCCGCUGGCGUAUCAACAUGAAGGCAGCACCGGCUCCCCCUGGCGCGCACACAGGCGGAAGGGCGUUCCGCACCGUUCCCCCUUGUCUUGA